This is a messenger RNA of Talaromyces rugulosus, 1605 nucleotides long. RefSeq lists its product as uncharacterized. The coding region runs from base 1 to 1605 and encodes 534 amino acids. The record is from RefSeq and is a predicted model, not a curated record. Gene Ontology annotation, molecular function: zinc ion binding; DNA-binding transcription factor activity, RNA polymerase II-specific. Gene Ontology annotation, biological process: regulation of DNA-templated transcription. The transcript has 2 exons. Lineage: Eukaryota; Fungi; Ascomycota; Eurotiomycetes; Eurotiales; Trichocomaceae.
AUGGACAAAUUCACCGAUCGACGGCUGCGGAAAGCAUGCGAUCGCUGCCAUGCGCAGAAACUGGGCUGUCAACGACAAGACAACGAGAAAUGUAUUAGAUGCACCAAGGCUAACAAACAAUGCACGUGGAGCAUCUCCCUUCGAAGCCGGCGCGACUGGGCGGACACAUCUGACCCGGUGGUCGAUAUCGCGAGUAGUAAUGAGGGGAACGGCCAAAGCGCAGAUGAGCAGCAGAUGCAAGACACAGCCAUGGUAGGAGGAAAUGGGAACCUCAACAACUUGAAUCCAUCCACAGACUUUGCUCCUGUGGAAGAGGAUUUUCCCGAUUCACAUAUCUUUAAUGAUUUCCUCACUGCGACUCCUUCUCUAGAAUCGCUGCCGGAAUUGGGCCACAUCUAUUCCAGCAGCAGAGAUAGCAUGGCUACUACUGUUAGUUCCAACCACGCCGUACAGCGUCAGCACCGUAUCCGAAGCGCUGGUUCUCCCAUUCAGGACAUGAUUGGCAAUAAUCUGCAUCCUUCCCAUCUUCAUCACAAUUUGAUGCCAUCUCAAUUCAGCACCUGGACUCCCGAGGAUGAGGAGGGCGAUCCCUUUAGACAAGCCCGCGACGCAAUGUCAAACAACAAAAGACCGCGUCACGGAGACUGGGACUCUUCCUCUUCCUAUUAUGAUAAUAACAUCACCGGCUCAUUUCUGCAGCCAAUUGAAUACUCUCGGGCCAACGCGCGCUUUAGGAGCCGAGCUAUGCCAGUUCCAGUCCCAGCUCCUGGAAUUACUUCAACUGCUACUUUGUCGACAACCCCGCCGGGGCUAACCACCGAUAAGCCGGACUGGCUGGUCCAGAUCUUUGAAAUAAACGGCGAGCUUUACCAACAGGCCCGAGUUGUGCCCCAGUUUAUCAGGGAGGCCAAAGAAAACUCGCUCUCGGCGUUUCCUGCUGUUGGUGGCGUCGGCGGAGCUUUUGACCAGGUCAUCCGCUUGAGCAUGCGGCUUGUCGAUAUUCUACAGGAGCUGAAUCAAGGGCUGGAUAAUAAUAAGAAGAAGCAUAGUAUGAAUAAUGAUGAUGACGACGACAAUGAUGAUGAUAAUAAUGGCAAUGGCUUCAACUCUCACACUAACGCUUCGGUCGAGAAUUAUUUCCCGGCCGGCGAUACUUCAACAGCGAACACCACUUAUGGACUUGAUUCUGGCUCCCUGCUCAUAAUUCUUUCCUGUUACAUACGGAUUAUUGAGCUAUUUUCCAAGCUGUUGCUGGGAAUCAAGUACUUGAUGACCAAAUCAGAGAAAAAUAGCAACACUCUGCCAGACCGAAGAUUAUUGCACCAAAUAAAGCACCAUUUACCAACCCUAAUUCUAGGCUCGACCUCUGUGGAUCUGUAUCCGCACAUGCGCGUUGCUAUCCUUCUCGAGUUGGUCGAGCAGAUUUUGCAGACUGUGAGUUCGCUUUUGGAUCCGCUGGUUCGUGGUCGCGGUGGACAGCAGCAUCAACAACAAGCCGGUGGGGUUUUUGGGAACACGCUACAAGAGUUUUAUGACCUGGAAAAGGCUUUGUUGGGCGUCGUGAGUGGUAUUCGUGCUUUGCUGGGGAAAAAGAAAGAAAGAUGA